AAUUUUUGUUGGUAUUUCUUUAAACAAUUGCCACUUUACAUUGACUUACAGGAUGAGUCUGAAAACCACCAAUCUCUGGAAAGGUACGUGACGAGGUAUCUGGAGGAUGUGGUGGUACACUGUAAGCAGUACAAGAACGAUCUGCAGGCCUCCUCAUUGUUGGCUGUUAUAGCAGCACCGGUGCACCUUAUACAACCUCUGUUAGCUGGCAUACCUCCCAUGAUGAAGAUGAUAUUUCAACUUGGUCAAGGGUAUGUGUCUCUCGCCCACAGUGGAAUGGAUGCUCUAGAGCGGUGGCAGGAUAAGUUGCCCUCUGAUCAGCUGAAGCCCAUACUAUACCAAGUCCUACCUUCGUUUGAUCCCUAUCUUCGUAGCACAGGUAUUUUAAUUGAAGAAGAGUCAGAAGAAGAGAUUAAACUGUCAAAAGUACAGCAGAAGCGAGCAAAGCGAAUAGCGGAAUCUACACAGCUGAGCAAGCUGCAGGAACGUAUGUUAAAGCUACUUAGUAAGCUGGACUCAGCUACUUGCCUAAGCUUACUGAGGCAGGAGAACACAUCAGCAGUGGCAUGGACUACUGAACCCAUCCUGAAACUCAUGAUACCAUUCCCAGAUCAUAGACUUGAUGUCUAUUUGGAUGCCCUGCUGCCAAGAGUGGUAGCGCUAGCGUUAACUUCAAGUGACCGCCAGACCAAAUCUGCAGCUUGUGAAGUGUUGCAUGCCUUGGUGAUCCUUUUCACAGGCUUAGAUGUGAGAAUGCCGGAAGGUGAAGCACUGACAUCUCUCUGGCGUCACCUGAUGCCGGCUCUAUUGCAGCUAGGAUGUGGCUCUGACCUGGUAGCUCGGCAGCUGUUCCAUUUGCUGGUCAUGCAGCUGAUGCACUGGUUCUCGUCCAAGAAGAUGAUGUCUCGACCCCAGGAGCCUGCUGCCGUCCUGGAGGCCAUCUGGGAUGGAGUAACCCACGAGAGUGACACCGCUCUUCAGGACUUCAGUGCUGUGUGUCUGCGGGAAUUCGUGUCAUGGGCCAUCAAACAGUCCAGUGACAAAGAAUUAGCCGCAAGUCCUGCCAGCAUAAAGGGCGUGGUCAGGCAGAUCAACACGUAUUGUGUGCACGCUAGCCUCUCCAAACGAGUUGGAGCUGCAAUAGCGUUCAAUCAUCUGGCCCCACUGCUGCGGGAGCACCUAACUCUGGUUGAGAAGUUCUGGGUGGAGUUGCUGUUCAACUUGGUACGAAACUUGGCUCUGUCGGACAGCAGUGAUAACCAUCCUGCUUGCCUGGCUCUAGACCAAGUGCUCAGAGUUGUACAGAAGAAUGCUGAUCUCUUCAACAAGGUUAGCAGUGAAAGGAGGGUUCCUGUAGCUCUGCAGUCGGGCCAACUACGUGACGUGUUGCACUGGCUACUACUUCAGUGUGGCAACACGUCUGUCGUGUGCGCCAAAAAGUGUCGUCACUUAGUGAAAGCUCUCACACCUCUUGUGCCAGACAUCAACCAAACUCUAGACUUUUACUCCAAAAGGCUGACCGAUAUUGAAAACGAUGUUGACCGUUCAAAAGGACGAAAUAAAAGAACCCAGGGUGAAAAUAUCGAGUUGUUAAAAAGUGACAACGUUUCUCUGAGGCGAGAGGUGUCAAGUCUGAAGAAAAAACUUAACGCUAAUGCGCAGUAUUUUGAAGAGCAACUGUUUGGAGAUACAAGGUGUUCCUGA
Messenger RNA from Homalodisca vitripennis (glassy-winged sharpshooter), 1704 nucleotides. Its product is annotated as DNA-dependent protein kinase catalytic subunit-like. The record is from RefSeq and is a predicted model, not a curated record. The transcript has 9 exons. The coding region runs from base 220 to 1704 and encodes 494 amino acids. NCBI's taxonomy places the organism in Eukaryota, Metazoa, Arthropoda, Insecta, Hemiptera, Cicadellidae.